Molecule: messenger RNA, 1565 nt
Organism: Phlebotomus papatasi
Lineage: Eukaryota; Metazoa; Arthropoda; Insecta; Diptera; Psychodidae
Gene: vermilion
Product: tryptophan 2,3-dioxygenase
Exons: 7
Coding region: 339-1472 (377 amino acids)
Molecular function (GO): metal ion binding; L-tryptophan 2,3-dioxygenase activity; heme binding
Source: RefSeq, a predicted model, not a curated record
UAAAUGGUACGACAAAAAACGGUCUCACUAUCGCAUGACCUUUCCUGACCCAUUCCCCCUAAUCCCGCAGUAAAUCCGCGUGCUAAAAUGGUUUUAUCAAUGAAUAUUUUAAGUUUAUUUCUCGUGUUUCUCUCUUGGUGAUCUCUACGUAAUCUAAAUUAUUAUUUCAGUGAGUUGUCUAGACUUUCAAGAGCACCCGAGGCUUCUCUCUUGCCUCAGUCUCUCUCUAACUGCCCUCGCGAGUGGAUUAAAUUAAAAAGGUUUCCUCAGGAUUUUCCUAUAGCUUCAUUUUCUUCUGUGAGAAAUUUGUGAAAAGGGUUAAAAAAAGUGUACAAAGAAUGAGUUGUCCUUUUAAUGGAGGUCCAUCGCGUCUUGGCGAUGAUCUUCCCGAACAGGGAAUGAUGUACGGCGAGUAUCUAAUGCUGGACAAAGUUUUAAAUGCCCAGAGGCUGGUUUCCAGCACAACUGGAGACAAAGUUCAUGAUGAGCAUCUCUUUAUCGUCACCCAUCAAGCUUAUGAGCUGUGGUUCAAGCAAAUCCUCUAUGAAUUGGACUCAAUCCGAGAUCUGUUCAAGGUGGAGCGAAUUGAGGAAUCACGCACUCUGGAGAUUGUGAAGCGACUCAAUCGAAUUGUUCUGAUACUGAAACUCCUCAACGAACAAAUACCCAUCCUGGAGACCAUGACCCCGCUGGAUUUUAUGGAUUUUCGUCGACACCUGGCACCCGCAUCGGGUUUCCAGAGUCUCCAGUUUAGGUUGAUGGAGAAUAAGUUGGGAGUGAAGAUGGAGCAUCGAGUGAAGUACAAUCAGAAUUAUUCUGUAGUCUUUGGGCAAGAUCCCGCGGCAGUGGAGGCAAUAAUGGAAUCGCACAAGGAGUCAUCGCUCCUGGAAUUGGUGCAAAAGUGGCUGGAGCGAACACCAGGCCUCGAGGAGGAUGGAUUUAAUUUCUGGGGCAAGUUCAAGGAGAGUGUAGACAAAUUCCUCAAGCAUGAGGAAAUUGAGGCUAAAAAUGAGCCUGAUGAGUCCAACAGGAACUACCGGCUGAUGGACAUUGAGAUGCGCAAGGGAGUGUACAACUCCAUCUUCGAUUCCAGCUCCCACGAAGCUCUUGUGCUUCGUGGGGACCGUCGAUUUAGCCACAAAGCACUACAGGGAGCAAUUAUGAUCACUUUUUACCGAGAUGAGCCGAGAUUCAGCCAGCCUCAUCAGAUCCUUGUGCUCUUAACUGAUAUUGAUUCCCUGAUCACAAAGUGGAGAUAUAAUCACGUCACAAUGGUUCAGAGGAUGCUGGGAUCCCAACAAUUGGGCACUGGAGGCUCUUCUGGGUACCAAUAUUUGCGAUCAACUCUCAGCGACCGUUACAAAGUGUUCCUGGACCUCUUCAAUUUGUCCACCUUCUUAAUUCCACGCUCCUGGAUUCCUCCACUGGACACUAAACUCAAUUGGAGCUUCGAUGCACCAUCUCUAAAGUGAAUUCACAAAAUUUCUAUUAAAAAUUUUCCAGGAAAAUGUAGAAAAAAACAAUUUUGUAUGCUACUUCGUUCAAUAAAAACGGUUUUUUAUCGA